AUGUUCCGCUUGGCUCUUCCUCUUCUUGUCCUCGUCGCCAUUGUGAGUUUUCUUUCUCAUUAUUAUCCCAAUUCUCCUUUUUCUUGUUUCAAUCUAUUUUUGUUGAUCAUACCGUGGAAAUUUUUCUAAAGUUGAAUAUUGUACACGAAUUCGAAAUCAUUAGGCCAAAUGCACAAAUUAGAAAGUUAAAACUGUGGUAUUCUAAGCACGCAGGUUUUAAAUUCUUGAACUCUAAAAGGCAUCAAGAUUUUUAGCUUCAUCGUUAGAACUUUAAAAAAAUAUUGUCUCAAAAGUUCGAUCAUAAACUUAAAUUUCUGAUUUUACAACUUUUUUUUUUUUUCUCCGUUUUUCCUUGUGAAAAAUUUUUAAAAGCUUAUAGCCUGAUUUUUCAUGAAUUAUUUGGUGUGCUGUUUUUUUGCAAGAAAAAGUUUGUAUUUUUUUCGUGUUUUUUUAAUCGUAAAUCUGCUUUUGAGCUGAAUUUCUCCCCCCAUUCUUUUUGUUUUUCAAAAUUAAAGACCUGUAACCUUUUAAAGGCGUUCUCGGCUCCUACUGGAGAUCGUGAAAAGCGACAAGCUUGUUGCCCUCAACAACAGCCAUCGUGUUGUCAGCAGCAGCAGCCUGCUUGCCAAUGUCAACAAGGUGAGCUCGUAGAACUCCAUAAACGUGAAUUUGAUGAAUUUUUACUUUUCUCAGCUCCGGAACCGGUCUCAUGCUGUCAAACCACGGUUGUCAACGUGCAGAUCCAACAACAAGCCCCACAACAAGCUCCUUGUGAAUGCCAGGUAAUUACGUCAAACUUAUGUUCUAAAAAAUGUUGAUACCUGCAUCUAUAAUACCUACAAACUGGCAGACAAAAAAACUCCAGAAACGUCAAUUUAAACUUAAAAAAAUUAUACUUAUAGAAUUUUUUUAUCCGAGUCGUCAUUAUAUUGUUUAAAAUGAAAGUUGUUUUGACACUCCGUUCACUCCUGAUUUCAAAAUAACAUCAUAGAGACGUUCGAAACUUUACAGUUUCAGUUUCCACUGCGCUUUUGAGAACUGUCAUCUCAAGCCGGAUAAAAUUUGAUCCUUCCCAGAAAUGAAGUUUUCUUUCGCUUACUUUAUCAUUUUUUGAUUUCUAAGCUUGCUAGACGAAGUAAUACUUGAAAAUUUGUGAAUCAAAAUGCAAUCAAAUGAAAUUUUUUCAGCAGCAACCGUCUUGCGACUGCCAACAGCAGAGUCCGUGCGCUUGCCAGGUAAACAUUUCCUAAGGGCAUACAAUCAAGCAUUCGAACUCAGGCUCAGCAGCCGGCAUGUGAUUGUCAGCCGCAGCGAACUCCCUGCUGCCAACAGCAACAGCAGGUUUUUUUUUCGUAGAAUUUUUUUCAUUUGAACAUCUCAGCUUCAGUUCGUAACUUUAAGCCCCAACAUAUGAAACUUGUGGGAAAAUUUAUGAAAAAAUUUGUUGAAUGUAUGAAAACAGAUAUGUUUCCUAAUGGUUGAUAAAAAUCUUUUCCAGCCUGCUUGCGAUUGCCAGCCUCAACAGACUUCUUGCUGUCAGCAGCAACAACAGGUUAUUUUUUUAUUUCCACUUUUUUUUUCAAUCAUGCUGAGGUUGAAGAAUCUUAAUUCAAAACUAAGUUUCGAUUAGGCUCAAAAUUUUGGGAGCACAACAGCGGGUUAAAAACUGAAAAAUAAUUCAAGUUAUUAUUAAGCCAAGGACUUAUUAUUGAAUCUCUUCUGAUUCAUGCUCUUUUAUAAAACAAAGCAAUUGAUUUUCAGCCUGCUUGCGAUUGCCAGCAGAACCCCACUUGUGUGACGUGCAUCCAGAUCGAAAUUGUCCAGCAGGUAAAAUUUAGAGUGAAAAUUUUGAGAGUAAAAUUCGAAAAUAAUUCGCAGCAGCCAGCCUGCGAUUGUCAGCAGCCCCAACAAGUUCCUUGCUGCCAGCAAGCUCAGGUAACUCUCGUAAAGGUGAAAAUGAUUAGAUACGAUUUCCAGCCUGCUUGUGACUGUCCACCAGCCCAGGCUCCGUCAUGCUGCCAACAGCAAGCUCCUGCCUGCGAUUGUCAAGGUAAAUUAUUACCUAAUCAUCUUUUUUCAAUCUCUUUUUUCAGUUCAACAAGCUCCAGUUCAACUAAACUGCUGCCAACAAGCCCAGGUAGCUCAUUAAUGCUUUGAGUUUUUGAGAAAAAAAAUUAAGCCUUCGUGCGAUUGCCAGCAACCUCAACAAGCUCCUUGCUGCCAACAAGCUGAGGUACCAUAGAAAUUUUGGAAAUUCACCCAACUUUCCAUUAAGCCAUCUUGCGCCUGUGAGCAGCCUCAACAAGCUCCUUGCUGUCAACAAGCUCAGGUUGGCUCAAACUUCUGAAAACGAGAAAGCAAAGACAUUUUCAGCCAUCAUGCGACUGCCAGCCAGCUCAACAGCCUUCUUGUUGCCAGCAGGCUCAGGUACGCCUCAAAAUACCGAUUUAACAUUAAUUUGUCUGUUUUAAGCCAUCAUGUGAUUGUGCUCAGGCGGCCGCUCCAGUUUAUCAGAUUCAAGCUCAGGUAGGGAAGAAGAAAAUUUUCUGGACUUAUUGGAUGAUUAUAGCAAACUAUGCAAUGCGCUCCAGCUUGCCAGCCAGCCUGCCAGUCGUCUUGCACUGCCUCGUACAAUAACCAGAACCAGAUGACUCAGUACAGGUAGUUUCUGUGGCCUUUAUCUCAUUUCAAAUAGAAGUUUAGCACUGCCACGACCUCGUGCGACGCGCAACAGUGCGUUUGCCAGCGUGGCUACGUCAAGUGCGCCGAACAGACCUGCUGCCUCCGCUACCGUUACACACACCGUAAAGCUAAACGAUCGAUCGCCUAA
This is a messenger RNA of Caenorhabditis auriculariae, 2830 nucleotides long. NCBI's taxonomy places the organism in Eukaryota, Metazoa, Nematoda, Chromadorea, Rhabditida, Rhabditidae. The record is from the annotation of a GenBank genome assembly.